Molecule: messenger RNA, 3149 nt
Organism: Anolis carolinensis (green anole)
Lineage: Eukaryota; Metazoa; Chordata; Lepidosauria; Squamata; Anolidae
Gene: dpp8
Product: dipeptidyl peptidase 8
Exons: 20
Coding region: 256-2916 (886 amino acids)
Biological process (GO): proteolysis
Molecular function (GO): serine-type peptidase activity; dipeptidyl-peptidase activity
Source: RefSeq, a predicted model, not a curated record
GGGCAGUGUGCUUCGGAGGCGGCUGCAGCUGCAGCUUCGUGGCCCGGCCCCUGGAAGGAAGGGACGAGGAAGCGGAAGGCCCCAGAUCCGCAGGAGGAGGAGGAGGAAAGGGAAGAGACGCGCCGCCCGCAUUCAAAGAGAAAACCAGCGAUAUCAGUCUAACAACUGAGAAAGCUAAAUUGCCUUGCAUGAACUACUAAGGAGAAGAUUGACUCAAGUGAGUUUUUAACUCUCUCCAGAGACGCAACAUGCACGAUGGCCGCAGCGAUGGAGACUGAACAGCUGGGCCUUGAAAUCUUCGAAACGGCAGAGCGCGAGGAAAAUGUGGCCCCGGCGGAGGAGGAGGAGGAGGCAAAGCUGGAGCCGUAUUUCGUGGAACGGUUCUCUUGGAGUCACUUGAAGAAGAUGCUGACGGAGACGAGGAAGUACCACGGCUGCUUGAUGGCCAAGGCACCCCACGACUUUACCUUCGUGAAGAAGAACGACCCCGAAGGGCCCCAGUCGGACAGGAUUUACUACCUGGCAAUGUCUGGCGAGAACAGGGAGAACACCCUCUUCUAUUCCGAUAUUCCCAAAACCAUCAACAAGGCUGCCGUCCUCAUGCUCUCCUGGAAGCCCCUUUUAGACCUUUUCCAGGCCAGCUUGGAUUAUGGGAUGUAUUCCCGCGAAGAGGAAUUGUUGCGGGAGAGGAAGCGGAUCGGGACCAUCGGGAUCGCCUCGUACGAUUACCACCAGGAAAGUGGGACUUUUUUGUUCCAAGCUGGAAGCGGGAUUUAUUACGUCAAAGACGGCGGGCCCCACGGCUUCACGAAACAGCCUUUGAGGCCGAAUUUGGUGGAGACGAGUUGCCCGAACAUCCGGAUGGAUCCCAAGAUCUGCCCAGCGGAUCCGAACUGGAUCGCCUUCAUCCACAGCAGUGACAUUUGGGUCGCCAACUUGGAAACCAAAGAGGAGCGGAGGCUGACUUUUGUUCACAAAGAGUUUGCCAACAUCGAAGAGGACCCGAAGUCUGCCGGAGUGGCGACGUUUGUGCUUCAAGAGGAGUUUGAUCGAUACACGGCUUACUGGUGGUGCCCCAAGGCAGAGCCAACUUCCGGCGGAGGCAAAAUUCUUAGAAUAUUGUAUGAAGAGAAUGACGAGUCGGAGGUGGAAAUUAUCCACGUUACAUCCCCGAUGCUGGAGACUCGGAGAACGGAUUCCUUCCGUUACCCCAAAACAGGCACUGCAAACCCCAAAGUAACUUUCAAGUUGUCUGAAAUAAUUAUUGAUGCCGAUGGAAAGAUUUCUGAUGUCAUCGAUAAAGAACUCGUCCAGCCCUUUGAGAUCCUGUUCGAUGGAGUGGAAUAUAUCGCAAGAGCAGGAUGGACGCGGGAGGGAAAAUACGCUUGGGCCUUUUUGCUCGACCGUUGCCAAACCCGUCUCCAGAUCGUGCUGCUCCCUCCGGCUUUGUUCAUCCCGGUGGAAGAUGAUGCCAUGGAGAGACAGAAGCUCAUCGACGCUGUCCCCGACGCUGUGACGCCGUUGAUCAUUUAUGAAGAAACAACCGACAUCUGGAUAAACAUCCAUGACAUCUUCCACAUCUUCCCGCAAACCCAUGAAGAUCUGAUUGAGUUCCUCGUCGCCUCCGAAUGCAGGACAGGCUUCCGGCACCUUUUCCGCAUCACUGCCGUCUUGAAAGAGAGCAGAUACAAGCGCUCACUCGGCGGGCUCCCAUCUCCAAGUGAUUUCCUGUGCCCCAUUAAAGAGGAGCUUCCAGUUACUUCUGGGGAAUGGGAAGUCCUUGGAAGGCAUGGUUCCAAUAUCCGGGUGGAUGAAGCUAAAAAACUGGUAUAUUUUGAAGGUACGAAGGAUACGCCAUUGGAGCAUCACUUGUAUGUCGUCAACUACGAAAAUCCCGGAGAAAUCAAGCGACUGACCGAACGCGGCUUUUCGCAUGCCUGUUGUGUCAGCCAGAAUUGCGACAUGGUCAUUUCCAAAUUCAGCAACCAAAAGAACCCACAUCAAGUGUCCAUCUACAAACUGACUGGCCUUGACGACGACGUCCCGCACAAGUCGAAGGAGUUUUGGGCCACGAUUUUGGAUUCUGCAGGUCCCCUACCAGAUUACAUUCCUCCUGAAAUCUUCUCCUUCGAGAGCUCUUCGGGAUUCGAGUUGUAUGGCAUGAUGUAUAAGCCCCACAAUCUCCAACCCAGGAAGAAAUAUCCAACGGUGCUUUUCAUAUAUGGAGGGCCCCAGGUGCAGCUAGUAAACAACCGCUUCAAAGGGGUGAAAUACUUCCGCCUCAACACCCUCGCCUCCUUGGGGUACGUCGUCGUGGUCAUUGACAACCGGGGCUCCUGCCACCGCGGGUUGAAGUUCGAAGGUGCCUUCAAGCAUAAGAUGGGACAGAUCGAAAUCAAUGACCAAGUGGAGGGAUUGCAGUAUUUGGCCUCCCAAUACGAUUUCAUCGACUUGGAUCGGGUCGGCAUUCACGGCUGGUCUUACGGCGGGUACCUCUCCCUCAUGGCUUUGCUCCAGCGGCCAGAUAUCUUCAAGGUUGCUAUUGCCGGGGCUCCGGUGACGCUGUGGCUCUUCUAUGACACCGGAUACACCGAGAGGUACAUGGGGCACCCGGAUAGCAACGAACAGGGCUACUACCUUGGCUCCGUCGCUAUGCAAGCCGACAAGUUCCCUUCGGAGCCCAACCGGUUGUUGCUGCUUCAUGGUUUCCUGGAUGAAAACGUCCACUUUGCACACACUAGUAUCUUACUGAGUUUCUUGGUCAGGGCUGGGAAGCCUUACGAUUUGCAGAUUUACCCGCAAGAAAGACACAGCAUCCGGGUGCCGGAGUCGGGUGAACACUACGAGCUACACUUGCUGCAUUACCUGCAGGAGAAUCUGGGCUCGCGAGUGGCAGCCCUGAAAGCCGUGCCCUGAAGACCCCCAAAAGACCCCCAAAGGGCGCAUCACCUUUCGGGAGCCGAGGCCGGGUUCCGCCGACGGAAGAGUGACCCCCCGGUGCUUUGUUUUGGACCGCCUUGCUCUCCGACCCUUGGUUUUAUUUUCUAAGAAUCCACCUGGUGCCAUAAGAGGAGGAGGCUGCUGUACAAAGGAAGGGGAAAAAAAGAGAGAUAAUAAUUUUAAAUGUAAAUAUUAAAAGGUAAAACAUC